Rhopilema esculentum is the source of this 3301-nucleotide messenger RNA. RefSeq names its product fragile X messenger ribonucleoprotein 1 homolog. Gene Ontology annotation, biological process: regulation of mRNA stability; mRNA transport; animal organ development. The record is from RefSeq and is a predicted model, not a curated record. Gene Ontology annotation, cellular component: nucleus; cytoplasmic stress granule. Gene Ontology annotation, molecular function: mRNA 3'-UTR binding; translation regulator activity. NCBI's taxonomy places the organism in Eukaryota, Metazoa, Cnidaria, Scyphozoa, Rhizostomeae, Rhizostomatidae.
UUCAAAGGUCGUGUGUUGUGCGCGCCUCUGGAAGUUGUAAGGACAGGCACGGUAAACAUGGAGGUGGUUGUAGAGGUGAAAAAUGAGGCGACUGGUGCAUAUUAUCAGGCAGAAAUUAAGAACAUUCACAGCGAAGAAGCGACGAUUGCCUUCGACUACAGUCCAGAACAAUGGAUUCGUGUACCAUUAGCUGUUGUACGCAAACCUCCUGCAAAAGUAAGGCAGGCUCUUGAUUUCAAAGAGGGAGAUGAUGUUGAGGUCUUCUCAAAAGCAGCAGACAAUGAGCCAUUUGGUUGGUGGAAAGCAAAAAUUGUCACACAGAAGGGAGAGCUUUUCGUUGUAAAGUUCAAAGGCUUUGAUGAUUGUUUCAAUGAAAUUGUCCCAAAAGAAAGGAUACGUCCAGUUAACAAGAACAAUUCAAUAUCAAGAGACAUGUAUUACAAGUGUAUGAUCGAUGUUCCUCAGGACUUAAAGCAGAUGUGCAAAGAUUCAAGUGUCCACGCAGAAUUUCAAAAGCAAUCUGGAGCGGUGUCAGUGGUUUUCCACACGGAUUUGAAUGUUCUUGUUGUCCUGUCCACAAGUGAAGAAGCUAUCAAACGAUCUGCUAUUCUAAGUGAAAUGCAUUUCAGAAGUUUGAGAACAAAACUGCUUCUGCAGACAAGAAAUGAAGAAGCAUCAUUCCAACUUGAGAAUGCGAAAAAUCAACCACAUCAAGGUAGCAUAUUGGAGCAAUUGAAGUUACCUGAAGAUCUUGUCGGGCUUGCCAUUGGAGCACAGGGUGCUAACAUCCAGGCUGCCAGGAAGAUUCCCGGAAUCAUUGCUAUCGAGGUGGAUGAACCCAAGUGCACGUUCCACAUCGUAGGAGAGAAUAAAGCGUGUAUCAAAGAGGCUAGAAAGCUGUUAGAAUUUGCAGAGGAUAUAAUCUUUGUUCCAAGAGUCUACGUUGGAAAGGUUAUUGGGAAGAACGGUCGCAUAAUCCAAGAUAUUGUUGACAAAUCUGGGGUUGUACGAGUGAAGAUUGAGCCGGUAUCUGACGAGCAGUCUGCCGAGGAAAAGGAGAAAGAUGUACCAUUUCUGUUCAUUGGGACACUGGAUAGUAUAUCUUUGGCCAAAAUGAUGUUGCAGUACCAUUUAGCUCAUCUUAAGGAUGUAGAGAAUCUGAGACAGGAAAAAGAGAUUAUUGAUAACCAGCUGAAGGAUCUUGGGUUCUCACCUACAUCUGGUCCGCACUUUCCACCCCCGGCAGAGAUGAAACGUCAGCAUGCUUUAAGCGUUGGCCAAUCGGAUUUCCACGUUCGAGAUAGAACGCAAACAGUGGAUAGCUAUACUGGUGACCUUACCGAGCUACCCGUCUACACAGGCUCGGAUCAUUACAGUAAAAAUCGCAUGUCGAUGUUGUCAAGGAUACGAACCACCAGCGAAAGUGAAGGCGUUAGUUCGAGGAAACCUGAUACGAGUGGAAGAACUUCCCCACAUGGUGGCAAAAACUCCCCCGAAAACAUCCCUCCAACCAUAUCUGAAGUUGAUGCUGAUGCUAAAGAGGACGCCCAUCCGUACCUUGGUGGUGGCAUGGGGAGAGGUAAAAUUGGAUCAAACAGAGGUGCCAUUGCCAGUAAUCGAGGAGGUAGAGAUGACACAAGAACGAGAAGGACAAGCGAAAGUGAAAGAGACAAAGCAAACAGAGAUCAAGACUGGAGAAAUCGAGCUGAAGAGUCAAAAACAGAUGUCCAUAAACUUCAAGAUGAGGACAGAAGGCGACGAACCCAGAGUGCUGGCGACCUUGAAGAGAGAAGAGCUUUUGGGAGAUUGGAUGAAAGAUACGUUUCAAGACCCGCGUACGGUAAGUUUGAUGGCAGCGGAAAAUCUGAGCAUCAUCAAAAUCAAAACAAGACUCAAGAUCAGAAAGAGGCGGAGGCAAAACAACAGAAUGAUGCCAAGGGCCAACAAGGGAAGAAGGGACCAAUGAACGAAAAACAGCCAACAAAACAUCAAAACUCAUCCCCAGUCCACAAUCGUCAAACUGGAAGACAAUAUCAGCAGUUUCAACAACGUAGUCAGCAUUGCCAUGUGCACCAAUCCCAUGGGCACCAACCACACGGACAGCAACCACACGGACAGCAAUGUCAUGGGCACCAACAGCAAAAGCAGCACGUGCGUCAGAAUCGAAGAAUUCAAAGAAACGAUGGCAAGCAGUCUGAGAGUCAGGAAAAUAAAGCGAAUGGAAACAAAGCUAAUGGCCAGAAUAAACAUAAAAAUGGAAAACCUAAUGAUACAUCAGCAAAUGGCAAGCAGAAAAUCGAAGCAAGUAACACAGUAAAAGCUGCUGAGGACGAAAAGAAAGAGACCCAGACGAACAAAGAAAGCGCUGCAGAAUCAAAGAGUGGGUCAGAAAGCGAAGCAAAAGACGGAACGGCGUCCCAAAAUUCGAAACCCUCAACAGCUAAAGAUGAGAAGCCAGCUGAUUCAAGCAGUGUCAAGAAGGCAAGCAGUGUAACUGAUCAGACUGUGACAGUUGCGUAGAUUUUGUCGUAAAGAUUAAUAAAAUUGUCUUUGAAUAAAACGGUGCUAGGGCAACAUGUUUGGUACUUGAUAAUAUAUGGUACUUAAAGUCCCCCGGGCAGUAUUUCAGUUAAGUUAGCAUUCUUAUGUUGGUCUUUUUUUUGUAUGUACUGUAAACCGAGAGCAAAAUUUUUGCAAUUUAACAUCUGUGAUCACGACUAAUUUCUGUUGAAGGUUGUGAACUUAGUUUGAAAUAUCAAAUAGUUAACUAAGAAAUUUUGUGAUGGACAUCUAUGCAAGCGAGCAUUAAUUGUCCUGCCAGCAAAUACCCCUAAUGUGAAGCUAAAACUGUCAAUUCUAGAAUCUUCAAGAUUUAGUUUCAUGUUUCAAAAUUCAUGUUUUUUAUCUUAUGCUGCUCUGACCAUCAGUCUAAGACAUUCUGUUGUACCCAUUACCCAAUACUGCUCUAUAUUUAAUGUUUUUAUUAUCUGUGUGUCUGCGGAGCCAUUUAGGCCAAAUGUACUAAGGCAAACUCUGUAGAUCUCGAAUUAUCUUUGAUACAUGCACCAUAGCUGAAAUGGUUUAGAAAUAACCGUUGAUGUCUUUCUGUUCUAGGCUUUAAGCUUGUCAAUCAUCGUACGUUUCUCCAGGGCUGGAUGGGUUCUCAUCCUGUAAAUACUUUCUACCAAUUAAUGUCUUGUGUUGACCCAUACACUUAAAGCAUCUGUUUUGAACCCUGUAAAUUUUUACGUCUUUAUCAAUUAUGUAUCUCUUUCUGUAUACAAGAACAUUGUGUUUUUAA